This is a messenger RNA of Prunus armeniaca (apricot), 285 nucleotides long. NCBI's taxonomy places the organism in Eukaryota, Viridiplantae, Streptophyta, Magnoliopsida, Rosales, Rosaceae. The record is from the annotation of a GenBank genome assembly.
AUGUGGGUGAUGAAAGAGGAUGGUGUGGGCAAAUCAUGGGCUAAACUAUUUGCAAUAUGGCUGCAACUGGAAACGGAAGACGGGACAACGGUUAAUUUGGUUGGUAUUAGAAACAGUGGUGAGCUUGUGCUCAGAGUCAGAGUGAGUGGUAAAGAAGAUGAUCAAUGUUUGUCUGUGAACCCUAAGACCAGACAAGUUAAGAAUUUUCGAAUUGAGAAGAAGGCAGGCACAUGUCCAUGGGUGCUUUUACAGAGAGCCUUGUCUUUCUUGCCCAACCCAAUGUAA